AUAUCUCUGCAUCGACAAAAUGAGGAAACUGAACCGGUAAAAAAGAACCAGAGAAAGGAGAAGAAAAAUCUGGAGAAGUCGGCGGAAGGGGAGAAGGCGGAACUUCUGCCAUCGAAAAAACAAAGCUUAACAGUGCUAAAAUCAGACCCGAAAAAAAAUCGCUUCUGAUUUUCACUAGACGUCACUUUUUUUGUGUCUACUUUUUUUGUGUUCACCAUAAAAAAAGAAAGAAAGAAAAUUUAUUCUUCCAUCUUUCUGAUAAUCGGAUCUUACAGAGAGAGCUCCAUGGAUCGCCGCAUCUAUGGUGGCUCCGCCGUCAUUCAUCUCUUUCUCUUCUUUUUCUUCCUAAUCUCCUCUACCGCAUCAUCUGCAUUACCCAAGAACACGAAUCUUUCUUCCGGGUCAGGUCAGAUCAACUCCAACUCCGUCCUCGUAGCUCUUCUCGACUCUCGUUACACUGAGCUAGCUGAGCUCGUCGAAAAAGCUCUUCUCCUUCAGACACUCGAAGACGCCGUUGGUCUUCACAAUAUUACCAUAUUUGCCCCUCGCAAUGAAGCUCUUGAGCGUGACCUUGACCCUGAGUUCAAGCGGUUCUUGCUCCAGCCAGGUAAUCUCAAAUCUCUACAAACACUCCUCAUGUUCCACAUUAUACCCAAUCGGGUCGGGUCGGACCAAUGGCCCUCAGAAGAAUCGGGUCGGGUCAAGCACCACACGCUUGGUAACGAUCAGGUUCACUUGAGCAACGGAAACGGUAAGAAGAUGGUGGAUUUAGCUGAGAUUAUCCGACCCGAUGACUUGACCCGACCCGAUGGAUUGAUCCACGGGAUCGAGCGGCUUCUCAUCCCUCGCUCCGUUCAAGAAGAUUUCAAUCGCCGCCGUAGCCUCCAGUCAAUCUCCGCCGUCUUACCCGAAGGUGCUCCGGAGGUUGACCCUAGAACCAACCGUCUCAAGAAACCAACCGCUCCAGUCCCCGCCGGAUCUCCACCGGCUCUUCCGAUCCAAUCCGCCAUGGCUCCUGGUCCGUCUCUAGCUCCGGCGCCAGCUCCUGGACCUGGAGGCAAGCACCACCACUUCGACGGUGAAGCUCAAGUCAAAGAUUUCAUCCACACACUGUUACAUUACGGCGGAUACAACGAGAUGGCAGACAUUCUCGUGAAUCUGACGUCACUCGCGACGGAGAUGGGUCGGUUGGUGUCAGAAGGCUAUGUUUUAACGGUUCUGGCUCCCAACGACGAAGCUAUGGCGAAAUUGACCACGGAUCAGCUGAGUGAGCCAGGAGCGCCGGAGCAGAUUGUGUAUUACCAUAUUAUCCCUGAGUAUCAGACGGAGGAGAGUAUGUACAAUUCUGUUCGGAGAUUUGGCAAGGUUAAGUUCGAUACGCUGCGUUUUCCUCACAAGGUUGCGGCUAAGGAAGCUGAUGGUUCGGUUAAGUUUGGUGACGGUGAGAGGUCGGCUUAUUUGUUCGAUCCUGAUAUUUAUACCGACGGUCGGAUUUCGGUUCAGGGGAUUGAUGGUGUUUUGUUUCCUCAAGAGGAGGAGAUCGUUGAAUCGGUUAAGAUACCGGUUAAGAAAGUUGUUCAGCCAAGAAGAGGGAGAUUGUUGGAAGUAGCAUGUAGCAUGCUUGGUGCUUUUGGCAAGGACACUUACCUUAGCAAAUGCCGGUGAAUUCUCAAACCCGCCAAAGAAUUGAUGUAAACACAUUCAAAAAGCUGAUUGAAGGGUUUGGCCUUGGAUGAAUAGAAAACGAAGAGAGGACCAACAACAACGUUUCAAAAAACACCAAACUUCUAUGGAAUGGAGAAGGAUGGUGGGUUUGUUGAGUUCUAUUUUUCUUCAUUUCUUAAAUAUAUAUUUUUGGGGGGUGUUUUGGUUUGGUCUUUGGAUUAUGAAUACUGUAAUUAGAUAUAUCAAUCAUUCUUUAAUUAAUUUGGUGGUGUAUGAGAGAGAGAAUUGAGAGUACCAUAAAUAAAAAAAGGGAGAACAAAGACUUUUUUUUCUCUCACCUUUAGGAUUUGUUGUUUUGGAGUCCUUUGUUUGGCUUUUACUACAGGGAAAGUAUAAUUCCAGUUGGUAUGGUAA
Camelina sativa (false flax) is the source of this 2079-nucleotide messenger RNA. The record is from RefSeq and is a predicted model, not a curated record. Lineage: Eukaryota; Viridiplantae; Streptophyta; Magnoliopsida; Brassicales; Brassicaceae.